UUAUUUGUGAAUUAUUUACUCAAUUGUGUGUAAUUUUAAAACUACCCUUGUCAAUUCACCAGGUCCGAUGUCGAGUUACGGCAGCAUGUCGCCGUCAGACGAAGGCUUCGAUAGAUAUGAACCGCCUUUCUACUGUCAACCUACACAUCAAGGUAGUCCAAUGGAUGGAGGUGUGUACUGGGCCAACUCCAAUGGAGAAACUCACGAGUAUGACACCCAGGAUGUUUACCAUGACACUAAUAAUUACAUCGGUAGAGGAUACGGUUACGAGGAUAUGCAGAUAGCUGGGAACGAGCCAUACGAUACGUAUCACCAUAAUGUUAUGCACCACAGCUUCGCACCCAAUAACCCUGGUCUGGAUUGUGAGAUGCAAUCUCUACCUCUCCGUUACGAACGACCGACUCCCUCUUCUUUCGUGAGAGUUGUCAAGAGGAGAACGACAGCAAAUAAGAAAGAGAGAAGACGAACGCAGAGUAUUAACACCGCUUUCACCGAUCUCAGAGAAUGUAUACCAAAUGUACCUCCUGAUACGAAACUAUCUAAGAUGGUGCGAAAGAGAUCGCAGAGCAUCAACACUGCGUUCUCAAACCUCAGGGAUCGUAUACCAAGCGUUCUACCCGAUACAAAGAUGACCAAGAUUAAAACUUUACGUCUUGCAACAUCGUACAUCUCCUACUUACUAAAAGUUCUGGAGACCGAUGGGGAGCCAGCGGGGGGGUUCCGGGCGGAGUUACACCAUACACCACCGAGGCGAAGAACUACAGAUCCUAAUGCACAGAACAGUGCAUUGGUAGAAAAGAAGGCUAAAGGUAGAACAGGCUGGCCACAACAUGUCUGGGCUUUAGAAUUGAAGAGCGAACAGAAUCUACAGACUUAAAUAGUCUAGAUUAAUUACUAUAAGUUUAAUUGUUGAUAAUUAAAGUAAAAUGAAUACUUAACUGCCUCAGAGUAGCGUUAAAGGAUUUCUUAUACAUAUAAUCUAAGAGAUUUCUAUCAAAUAUACAUUAAGGGACUCCCUUAGUUAACGUCUCUGCGUAGACAUCGUGAAGAAAUAGUUACCACCAUUCCAAGAGGCGUCACUUGACCUUUCCAUGAAUACCAAAAAUUAUACUAUGGAUAUUUGACCAAAGAUUAUAGAUUUACAAUUUAUUAGCUUUUGCCCGCGACUCCGUACGCGCGGAAUUAAAAAAAAAAAACUUUAUAAGUAGCCUAUGUGUUCUUCCAGACUAUGUUCUACGUCUAAUAAAUUUCGUCACGAUCCGUUGAGCCUGGAAAUACCUUCUAACAAACAUCCAUCCAUCUAAACAUUUGCAUUUAUAAUAUAAGUAAGAUCAUGUGAACAAGUGAAUGAGAGAGAAAAAGGCCUCCGGAAUAGUCUAUGGUCUGGAUGAAUUCUCUUAGUGUUGUCAUUUACAAUAAAUAAUGACAUUUCGAAAAUUCUUUAUUAUACGUCUUUGUAUGGAAGACAUCUUUAGGUUGUUUAUCUAUGCUAAAGACCUUCAACAUACGCAUCAAAUAAUAAUGU
This is a messenger RNA of Papilio machaon (common yellow swallowtail), 1525 nucleotides long. RefSeq lists its product as uncharacterized. The transcript is spliced from 8 exons. Lineage: Eukaryota; Metazoa; Arthropoda; Insecta; Lepidoptera; Papilionidae. Gene Ontology annotation, biological process: developmental process; regulation of transcription by RNA polymerase II. Bases 68 to 877 code for a protein of 269 amino acids. Gene Ontology annotation, molecular function: protein dimerization activity; DNA-binding transcription factor activity, RNA polymerase II-specific; RNA polymerase II transcription regulatory region sequence-specific DNA binding. The record is from RefSeq and is a predicted model, not a curated record.